GGCUGGGGGAGGAGGCAGGGCCGGCCGUGCCUUCUGAGAACGCGCCUUCCUUUGCGCGUCUCCCCCGCGCGCCGGCGGCCGUGGUAUCGCCCAAGGCGGAAGGGGCUCCUGGACAGAACCUGUUCGCUGGCGCAGAGAUGGCUGCGGGCGUACCCUGCGCGCUAGUCACCAGCUGCUCAUCCACCUUUUCCGCAGACCGGCUAGUCCAACAUAUCCUUGGAACAGAAGAUCUUAUUGUGGAAGUGACUGCCAACGAUGCCGUGAGGUUUUAUCCCUGGACCAUUGAUAAUAAAUACUAUUCAGCAGAUAUCAAUCUGUGUGUGGUGCCAAACAAAUUUCUCGUCACUGCAGAGAUUGCAGAGUCUGUCCAAGCAUUUGUGGUUUACUUUGACAGCACACAAAAAUCUGGUCUCGAUAGUGUUUCCUCCUGGCUUCCACUGGCAGAAGCAUGGUUACCUGAGGUGAUGAUCUUGGUUUGCGAUAGAGUGUCUGAAAAUGGUGUAAACCGACAGAAGGCUCAAGAGUGGUGUAUCAAACAUGGCUUUGAAUUAGUAGAACUUAGUCCAGAAGAGUUGCCUGAGGAGGAUGAUGACUUCCCAGAAUCUACAGGAGUAAAGCGAAUUGUUCAAGCCUUGAAUGCCAAUGUCUGGUCCAAUGUAGUGAUGAAGAAUGAUAGGAGCCAAGGCUUUAACCUUCUCAGCUCAUUGGCUGGAGCAAACCAUAGCACUGGAUCAGCAGAGACCUGCCACUCAGAGCAGCCCCAGUUGCCAGCAGCAGAGAGGACUGAACCCCUCUUGGAUAAUCGAGGUGGUGCAUCUAAUACAACAGACACUCAGGUCGAUAGCAUCGUGGAUCCCACGUUAGACCUGGAUAUUCAAGAACUAGCCAGUCUUACUACAGGCGGAGGAGAUUUGGAGAAUUUUGAAAGACUAUUUUCAAAGUUAAAAGAAAUGAAAGACAAGGCUGCGACGCUUCCUCACGAGCAAAGAAAGUUGCAUGCAGAAAAGGUGGCCAAAGCUUUCUGGAUGGCAAUUGGGGGAGACAGAGAUGAAAUUGAAGGCCUUUCAUCUGAUGAAGAACACUAAAUUAUUCAUGCUAGGGCUUGACUAACAAAGACCCUAGCUCUCUCUACCUGAGAUACUUCCCUACUCAACCCAGUCAUCUUUUGCUGAACUCCCCAUCAUCAUGUUGGCCGCCUGACUUGUUUAUAGGCUCCCGUGAAUUUUAGUUUUUCGUAGGGGGUAAAGCAGAAAUCUCUUCUCCCUCAGAAUAUCGUAAGGGAGUGAGAAUGACAGUAAGGAGUGAGAAAUUCUCAAAUACACUUUUCUGCUCUAGGAACAGGAGUGGGAUGAGGCUCAAAGGCCUGUGUGAUAUGCCCAAGUUAAAGAAGAAGAACCACCAAGCCACUCCUAGUCAGUCUUUUAAGCAGCAUUCCCUGCGUUCACACUUAAUCACUACAGAUCGGAAGCUUGUGCCACCUUUCCUGGGUUGUGGAUUUUUUCUGUCAAGGAACUUGCUGCUCUGAGGUUUGAUGCUUUUGAUGGGAGGAAAGAUUUAAUUUGUGCUGUAGUAUAGACUAUGUGCCAAAGCCACUGGCCCUCAGGUUAGUCUCUAGCUAAAAAAAAAAAAAAAAAAAAUGCAUCUGGGCAUUUCAUUUGAAAUAUAGUAUCUGAGCUCAUGCUAGAAAGUAUUGAGAAACCAUUGUGAAUUUUUAGACUGUAAUAAAUGAUGCAAGAGUUUCCCACUCUGGUAGGGAUAAAAUAAACCCUUCUCUACCAAGUUGUGGGUCUGUCGGUACGCGUGUGUAAGAGAGAGAAGCUUAAGGAAUUCCCUCUAUAGGCCACUGAAACGGUAUGAUCAUAUCUUGAGAUUUUUUGCAUUAGUGUUACCAUGGAGAAAGUCUUCUUUCUUAGAGUUCGCUACUUGAGAUGGCAGAGCUGUGUUGUCACAACUCAUACCCUCAAAACAAGGCAAGUUUCCUUUUCUCUUUCUGAAAGCCAGAGAUCACUGCCAAAAUAGUAACACUAAGGAGUGGGCGUGGUGGGAAAGGAUAUGAAAUGUUAGGCAGUGAACCCCUGAGUACCUUGUGUUACUUCCAGGGCUGGGUGGGUCAGCUCCAGGGGAACUGAUCACCAAGGGGAACGUUUCCUGAGGAAGAGUGGGAAAUACAGCAAAAUGUAAUCCUUAUUUCUGUUUUCGUAGGCACUUCGUAAUGCAUGUCAUGAGCCUUCACUGUGGUAGUCACUGCCAUGGCUCUAAACUGGCUCAGGGCACAUGGCCUGAGAACUGCUGCUGGCCUAGUGUGGGUAGGAACCUCUUAGGUCACCAGCAGAAACAAGUUUCAGACACCUUUGUGCAACUCCUUCUAAGCAUUGCAGGACCUGACAGAUGGCAGAAUGACUGCAAUGCUCCAGGUUCCGGGCCAGGGCGACUGCGGGAGGGAAGGUUUCAGUGAUUGGAGCCAUUCCAGGGAACAUUGGAGGCUAUCUUGCUUGAUACUUUUUUCUUUUCUUUUCUCUUUUCUUUUCACUAUUCUGAAGGUCUUAGAGACUGUAGUUUACCAUCAUUCCUCCAGUGUUUCUUUGAGGUGACUGUAUCAGCCAUUGACUGGGAAUAUAAGGGAAGCUGGCUCUGGGGUUGCAAGAUGAAAGAACUUGGCCACAUCUAAUUCAGAGAAGCUGGAGAUUCAGGGACGCUAGACUCAGAUGGCUGAGUAAUAUGGGAUGUGGUUCAAGGACCAUAGAGCGUGUCAAGCCAUUACUGCAAACUACUUAUAACAAAGGAAAUGUGACCUAUUGCUAACUUCGUGUUCCCACCAUGGAGAGGUGAGGAUAAACAUUUUUGCCGUGGCCUGUCAGAUUCCCUUAACCUUGGGUCAGUCUCUUGACAAUGGCCAUCAAGAGAGCACGUGGAGUGCCCCUUGCCCUGCCCUGCCUUGGCCUGCCGUGGAAAAACAGUCUUUGAAGAAUCACUGUCUAAGGGUAAGAUGAGAGCUCCCUGAACUAUUCUGAGCUGGAGUGUUUGCCGAUACAAAGCUAAAUUUAGCCAACAUGUGUCCAGUGUGGUCAGAGGUUUGAUUCAUUGAACGUUCUGACUGAUGGAGACCAAGAAUGCUGGAUGAGUUAAGAGGUGCCUUUCACCCCCGACCCAAAAAACUUUAAAAUAGGCAAGACAGUUUAGCUUACAGCAUUCUGUCGUUAAAUACCCAUCUCAUAGAGGACUGUAGGCGGAGAAAGUGUGAAAAAUCAGGUCAAGUGUACCCCCUUAGUACAAGAUUUUAAAACAACACCCUAACAAUUAUUACUUGCCCAUAAUUUGUAUGUUCCUAAAAGCAUCAUGCUGACAGUACAGGGUGAAGUUCUAGUUUUGAUUUAGAUUCCACUUGGGGUUUAGUUUAGUGAUCCAUCCUUGCCCCUUUGGCAUGUAAGCUCUUGCAGAAAAGGGUCUUAGACGUUUUCUAAGUUUUAUAUUUUGGGCAUUACCUAUGCCUGUUAUUAACAUCACCAGCCUUGCUCUUAAUGUAGGUGUCUUUAUUCAGAGUUAAGUGUGUGUUACAGUUCCUCUAGUAUAGGAAGUAUCUUUCUCGAUCCUGAGGUGUUUCUUUGAUUUGCAGAAUGAAGAAUUGAGAAGAGGUAACAGCAACGGCGUGAUCUUUUGUUGGAACACCACUGAGCCCUGGUCCAGAGCUAAAUGAUGUGCUGUUCAACUUUGUUCCCCGUCAGAAACGUAUUGAUUCAAAACCUGGACCUAAUGGUUGUAACUAACUGCAUCUUUAGAACACAGGAAAUCUUAGGAAGUCAUUAAUGGUGUUAGAAGGCCUCAGACUUGAAGCUAAAGACGAGCACCUGCAACCUGUUCCUUUAUGCUGGUGAGAGCUGAAACGAGGACUCAGUGCAGCCAGCACUGGCUGGGACCCUCCUCGGUGACACACUGUGCUGGCCGUGGCCGAGCCUGCAGACUUGGGUGAUACGGAUGCUGCUGACCAGAGACCACACUUUGAGACCCACUGACUUUGAGGAAGUGAUGCUUGAAUUGAGCGUUUUGGGCUAAGAAUUUGGGCAGAUACGUGGGUGAAGGCUGCAAAAUUCUUAGUGGAAGCUAUGGCAUGAACAAAGGAAAAUCUGGCAGCAGGACUAGCCAACACCAAUUGAUUACCAGUCUGCCUGGAGAGCUGUGUUGAGAAGGAUCCUGAAGCUGAGAAUGGACCCAGCACUGUGGAGCUAAGUCAUGUGAGCUGGAGUGUGUGGAAACCUACUUCUUUCGGAACCUGAAACCUACCUCCAUUGCUUGUGGCAAGAUUAAUCCGGUGGCGUCCACUCACUUGCCAAAGGCUCUCAAAUACAAGGGAAACGAACGGGAAGUAACAACACAGAGACAGCGUCGCUGGGACUUGUGCGGCGCUGGGAGACGUGCCAACUGGGAGACUUGACACCUUCACGUGCCUGACCCGGAGCCUCCCGCUAUCCCUGCAGGACUGGCUGGCACCGCGUGUUGCCCUCGGUGAGUGAAUGAGGGCAGCGGGGCUGUGGCAGAAUGGGACCUGGCACAUCCUUGGUCAGAGUGCACUUGGGCUUGGAGACACUUUUCUCUGAAGCCCCCGGGGCCCUUUAACCUCUCCUCUGCACCCAGACGUGGCAGCGAGAAUGAGAGCGAGCUUCUGGCCCAGCAGCUUUUCAAUGAAAAGUUUAUUAGAAGGGCACUUACAGGGGAGAGAGAAGGAGAGAGAGGGCACAGUUCUUUAACAAUAGGGGUACAAUGCUUAAACAGGUGCUCUGCUCUUAAGAUAAAAGUUAGAAAAAUCUAAAACACUAUAAAUACAUACAUGCUUUUUACAAAGGUAUUAAAAAGGUCAGGCUGGCUGAGAAGGGAAGGUAAUCAACAUCCUCCGCGUUCUUCUUCCCCACCCAAACAGGAGUCCAGCCUAGUUGCAACAGCAGCACUGAGGGUGAAUGAGGGAUGGCUCCAUCCCUCUGUACAGUUCUCACCCCUAGAAAGGGAGAGGGGCUUGGUUCAGAGGCCCCCACGUAAGGGCCUGUAUUCGA
Messenger RNA from Balaenoptera musculus (blue whale), 5042 nucleotides. RefSeq names its product alpha and gamma adaptin binding protein (gene AAGAB). NCBI's taxonomy places the organism in Eukaryota, Metazoa, Chordata, Mammalia, Artiodactyla, Balaenopteridae. The record is from RefSeq and is a predicted model, not a curated record. The coding region runs from base 138 to 1085 and encodes 315 amino acids. The transcript is spliced from 15 exons.